AUUGAAGCCUUUAUAUAAUCUUAUUCUUAUAAUCACUCUUACCCUUGCUUCAUAAAAAAAAUUUGAAGCCUUUAUGGAAUCCAUUUUACCUUACCAAGAGAUCCAAGUUAUUCAAAGCAAAUAAGAUCCCAAUUAUUUGCAAAGAGUCACCACUCCCUUUUCCAAUCCCUUAACCCUAAUUAACAUGAAGGUAAUAUUUCUUGUAUUGUUCUUAUUAAUAAUUUCAGGUGCUCAUGCUUCAUCAACUAAAGAUUUCAAUUCAGAAGACAAAAGCCUAAUAAACAACAACGAACAAUCACAUGAGUUUAUUGGAAACAUAGAAGUAUCUACAAGGUUGAACGACAAAGUUGAGGUUGUGGAAAGUAAAAAUAAACAUAAACAUGAACUAUCCUUUACUAUAAGAAAGGGAGGAGGUGGCGGAAGAGGAGGAGGAGGAGGAGGAUUUGGAAAAGGAGGUGGUGGAGGAGGAGGAGGAAAAGUAGGAGGUGGAAAAGGAGGAGGAAGUCUAGGCGGAGGAGCGGCUACCGGAGUCAUCGGUGGUGCAAUGGCCGGUGGAAUUUGCGGCGGUGCAAUGGCCGGUGGAAUUUGCGGCGGUGCAAUGGCCAAUCAAAGGCGUAAUAAUAGCUCUUAUAGUAGUGCAACAUCAUUAUUUGCACAACCUCAUUGUUUGGUCAAAACAUUUAUAUUAUGUUUUAGCUUUUGGCUUUAAUCACCUCGUUUCAUUUCCACUAAUUAAGUAUCAUGUUAUGUUUCUUCUGUUUA
Messenger RNA from Cicer arietinum (chickpea), 762 nucleotides. RefSeq lists its product as uncharacterized. NCBI's taxonomy places the organism in Eukaryota, Viridiplantae, Streptophyta, Magnoliopsida, Fabales, Fabaceae. The record is from RefSeq and is a predicted model, not a curated record.